This is a messenger RNA of Symbiodinium pilosum, 474 nucleotides long. NCBI's taxonomy places the organism in Eukaryota, Dinophyceae, Suessiales, Symbiodiniaceae. The record is from the annotation of a GenBank genome assembly.
AUGUGCGAAGUGACCCGCGGGACAGUGCGACUUGCGCUGCUUGACCCGUACUGGUCACGCAGAACACCCAUACUGAACCGACAGGGCUAUCUUGAUUUGGUGGACGAUAUGUCAAUGAAGCCAGUUGGCAAAACUACAGCCGAGCUCAGCCUGGCUUUGGCCUUGGACUUGGCAAGGAAGCAAGUGCUGUUUGAGAUUUAUUAUUCUUGUCCGGCCAUGACACAAAUGCCAAUCGUGGCAGACAACAGCCCAGCAGAAGAAUUGGUGCGCCGCAAACGUGCUGCACUGGUGCAGUACGAUGCAUCCUGCUGCGUCCUCUGGGACCUCCAGGCACAGCACCUACUUGCUCCAAACCUUUACCUGCACAGCAUGCGUUACCCUCAUCCAGGCUACGGGGCGCCCGCAGCAAGCGCUCCUGAUGACGCUCUAGCCAGAGCAUGCGGUCAGCGCUGGCAAAGCCCAGGCUUGACGUAA